Molecule: messenger RNA, 4570 nt
Organism: Chara braunii
Lineage: Eukaryota; Viridiplantae; Streptophyta; Charophyceae; Charales; Characeae
Source: the annotation of a GenBank genome assembly
UUAGAAGAGCAGGGUCAUCGUGGAGAAAGUUAUAAGAUAACAUGUGGAAUAAGUACCGGCUAGGGGAGGAACAACUGACCAAAGACGAUCUUGAGAAGAUAGAUCGGUAUAGUUAUGUGUCAGUGGGGCACUUCUUGGCAGAGUAUGAGCACGCAUCGCGUAAGGUCUGGGCACUGUCAAAACAUGACAAAUGCUUUGUCUUCCUCAUGAACUUCACGAAUGCAGAACAGCGAGAUUUGAUUCGUGGAACAGAGGGGAGACUAGUCUGGGAUAAGAUCCGAGAGAACCUUGAACAUGAGGAUUUCGACCAGUACCUCUGCCAUACUCUGCGGGAAGCGAGGAAAAGAAGGAAGGCGUUGGAUAGUGAGAAGAGUGAGCUUGAAAAGGGGUCGAAUGAUCCGGCAGUAGGCACCUCUGAUGCUAAGAAAGAUGGAACCCAGAAGAGCGUUGAGCUCGUCAGGCGAAAUCACAGGUGGAGCAGAGAGAAGAAGAAUGAGUCGGGAGAUUUGAUCGUAUCGUACGAGAAUAUAGGUGUGGAUAUUCGAAAAGGUUACUUAUUUCGAACUGGGAGGGGAAACAAUGCUCUGGGUGGUGGGGCUUUCAACAAACGGAUAGAGAAGUGGUUUGGGGAGGCGGGGGUAUAUGAAGGUGAGAGUGGACAUAGCUUUCGAAUUGGAGGAUUGCGAGCAGGAAUAGAGGAGGGGUGGAGUUUAGGGGAGAUGAUGCGACAGGGAACAUGGAAUAGUGUGGGUACCUUUAUGAGAUAUGGUUAUGGAAUGCGACGUGGUUGGAAAAGGAGUCUGGAGGAAAAAGGGGGCGGAGGAACGAGCAGUGAAGGCUUCGCUUUGACGAUGACAGCGGGGACAGGACGACGGCGCGGUCGAAGGAAACGGGAUGUCGUGCUUGUGAGGAGACCUUCCGUAAUUACUAAAAAAAGGCGCUUGGUGAGUUGGUGCGAUGGUUCUCUCAUGCAUUUCUCCUUGUUGACUGUAACGUUUGCUGCUGUCAUCGUGAUGAUGCCGGUGACGAUGUUGUUGGCGGAGGGCGGUUGCACCGUACGGGAUCUCCCUCCGCCGUACAGAAUCAACUGCGGAAGUCGAAGAGAGAUAGUCGACAUCAUGGACAGGCGAUGGCUCGCCGACCCAAUCAACGAGACCGACGAUUCCAGUUUCCAUUCACCCAACUCAACGGACUCUCACAUCGGCGAGGAUGGCAAGGCGUCGUCGUCGGUGUACUCUACCGUUCGCGUCUUCAUGAAGAAGGGGGCUUAUUACUUGAAAUGCUACCCAGGUGUCCGAUAUUUCCUACGUCUUCGCUUCGCUGCGGAGGUGGCGGGGGGAGCGAAUGGCGCCAAUUGCUCGUUCAGCGUCCGCGUGGGCAAGGUGAUUUUGCUGAGUCAGUGGUGCCCAGGUAAAGAAGAAGAAGCAUCGUUCACGAACGACGACGGGUUAAACCCGACGGCGAAGGCAAUUGUCAAGGAGUUCUCGAUCUUGUGCGAGGACGGAGGAGCGGAGGAGUUCUCCUCGGCGUCGUCUUCAUCGGCAUCCUUAGCAUCGCCAUCGCCAUCGCCUUCUGUCGGAGACUCCGUUGGGAGCGCGAACAUGGUAGUGACCUUCGAGCCGGAAGACUCGCCGGCGUCGACGGGCGGCGGCGGGGGGGCGGGGGGCGCGACAGGGGGCGGAAAUUUGGCGGUGCAACCGAUAACCAGCGGGUAUUACGCGUUCGUGAACGCGAUUGAACUGGUGGCAAUCCCUUGUGAUCUGUAUGGCAACCUGACGCCGAAGAGGUACGUGAUGUCGACGUUGAGACGGUGGAACUGCGGAGGACGAGAAGUCGAUCCCAAGAGCGACAAUUUCUCGCGGAUGUGGGAGGGGGAUCCCAAACCGCCGGCGCGUACGCGCAAUGAAACUACCCUGCACUCGAUCGGUCUUCCCGAGGGCGUGUACGCACCAGAAGCAGUUUACCAAUCAUGGCGGAUCCUUGACAAGGAUGCCACGUCUUUGAUGUACCAAUUGAUUGUUUCCUCCUCCUCCUCCUCCUCCUCCUCGUCGCGGCUUUCCGGAGGAGGGAGUAGUUCUGCAGGAGGAGGGAGCGCCACGUACCUCGUGCGGUUCCAUUUCGCGGAGAUCAUGCCUGGAAUCAAGGCCGGGGACCGGGUUAUGAAUCUGAAGGUAGAGGGGAUACUGUGCAGGGAAGGCGUUGACAUACUGUCAUCAUCCCGACCGAACUUCGAGGCCAUGGUCGUCGACGUUUUCGUCGCGAUGCCCGUAGGUGUGGCAGAAAUGACCGUUGCUAUAGAUGCCUCGUCGGGUUCCCCGGUGAUAAAUGGGCUUGAGGUUUUAAAAGUCGGAGUGUCGGAUUUGUCCGAUUCCGGCCACGACGCCUUUGCGCAGGACGGGAUUGUGAUAUGUACCACCGUCAGCGGCCUCCCCCCUUCAUCUGGGCCAUCAACCCUCCUCCUCCCUCGCGCUGUCGUCUCCGAGAUACUCCUCGAUUUCGCCGCCGCCACGAAUGUUUCAGAGGACGGACAGACAGCCAACGACAACAGCAAUGCGGCAGUGCUUUCGGCAUGGACUAAUUCCACUUCUUACUGCGAUUGGGCUGGGGUGAGUUGCGCGGACGACAGAGAGUCAGUUAUCGACAUCGAUCUUUCUGCAUUCUCCCGGCUUUCCGGUCACAUACCCCCUCGUGUUGGCAUGCUCUCUACUCUGCAGCGGCUGAUCCUAAGCGGGCAGUCCUUCACCGGUGAGAUUCCCUCGUCGUUCGCGAACCUGUCGGCCUUGAAGACGCUGGCAGUGGAGGGCAACUCUCUCGCCGGGGAGGUGCCUGCAUCGUUACUCGACAGCGUCGCUCUCAAGGAGUUCACCUGGAAAGCGGCAGCGAAUGGGCGCGAGGGGGAGGCGGCGGGGGGGAAGAAGGGGAACGAUUUGUGCGCCCCGAGCGAUGCUCGGAAUCGAUGGGAUCUUCCGCUGUGUGGGGAAAACGGGUUUUGGCGGGGAAGGAUACUCAUCGCCUUGAUAUCGGGCUGCGUGGGCGGGGGGGUUUUGCUCCUGAUGGCCCUGGUCUGCUGCUGCGUGGUCGUGAGACGUCGGAUUCUCAAGAGAGAGUACUACCUCUUCUCCCCCGAUGGAUCGCGAUGGCCCGGCGCGGGCAAAGGCCCCUCCGCCAUCCUCGCGAAUUGGUUGUUCCGCGCGCUCGGGGGGGCGUGCGCGGAAAAUGAAAGCACCCCGACUCGGCGGGGCGCGGAAGGAACGGGCGGGAGAAGCAGCAUUCGCCCGGAUGUCUCAGGUAAACUUGUGAGUCGGGACGGAUACGGCCAUCGCUUCUCGAUGGCAGAGGUACGGCAGUACACCAACGAUUUCGAAGAGGGCCUGCUCAUCGGAAAAGGCGGCUUUGGCAACGUGUACAAAGGAGUGUUUGUGUGCGACUGGGACAGUGGAGCGAUAGGAGGAGGAGGAGGAGGAGGAAGAAGAGAGAUGGUUGUGGCGGUGAAGAGGGGAGCGAGAAGAUCCGGGCAAGGGGUGAAGGAGUUUCUGAACGAGCUGUCGACUCUGUCAAGCGUACGCCAUCGCCACUUAGUCUCUCUUCUCGGCUAUUGCGACGACGAUGGGGAGAUGGUGCUCGUCUACGAAUUCAUGUCGAAGGGCACACUGAGAAGUCACAUUCUCCCGAAGAGUGGAGGAGGAGGAGGGGAGGAGCAGAGUGCGCUGGUGGGAGGGGAAGAGCGGGCGCCUCUUCUCUGGCGCAAACGCCUGGAAAUUGCCGUCGGCGCCGCGCGGGGAUUGGAAUACCUACAUAUUGGAGCACAGAAGGUGGUCAUUCAUAGAGACGUAAAGUCGACGAACAUUCUGUUGGACGAUGACUACGUUGCCAAAGUGGCAGACUUCGGGAUAGCGCGAUGUCUGGAAGAUCCCGAGAACACGCACGUCAGCACAGGCGUGAAGGGAAGUUUCGGGUACAUGGAUCCGCAGUAUUGCACGACGAGGCAGCUGACAGAGAAGUCCGACGUGUACAGUUUUGGGGUUGUGUUGUUGGAGUUGGUGACGGCGCGGCCGCCUGUGGCGUCUUCGCCUGUCGGAGGGUUUCAAAGAAGAGCGAUGGGAGGAGGAGGAGAAGGUGGGGAGGGGGGUGCGGGUGCGCCGAACGGGGAACAAGACCCGGCGGGCGGAGUUACUGGCAUAUCGGCGGGGAGGAUGACGCGGGGCGGCGGGGGACGAGACCACCUAGGCGGAGGCGGAGGCGGCGGAGGCAAUGACGCGCCGUGGACUCUUCCGCCUCAGUGCGGUAGUCUUGUGGAAUGGGCGCUUCCUUAUCUAAUUGCAGGGGAGGUGGAGAGGAUCGUCGACCCGCGGCUGAUGGACUCCUACGGCACGUCAUCUCUAUACAAGGUAACUGACGUGGCGCUUGCUUGUGUGAACGAUAAUCGGGACAGGAGGCCUUCCAUGACCGACGUCCGACGGGGAUUGGAGGAUGCUUUGAUGCUACACGACAACUCUCUCAGCGUGGUUCUCGACUCGACGACGGAGAUGUUCGAUGGCAACGUCUGAACGAACAAACAUACUUUAGCGUU